Cynoglossus semilaevis (tongue sole) is the source of this 2334-nucleotide messenger RNA. RefSeq names its product potassium inwardly rectifying channel subfamily J member 15 (gene kcnj15). The record is from RefSeq and is a predicted model, not a curated record. Lineage: Eukaryota; Metazoa; Chordata; Actinopteri; Pleuronectiformes; Cynoglossidae. Gene Ontology annotation, molecular function: inward rectifier potassium channel activity. The coding region runs from base 389 to 1402 and encodes 337 amino acids. Gene Ontology annotation, cellular component: plasma membrane. The transcript has 2 exons. Gene Ontology annotation, biological process: potassium ion import across plasma membrane; regulation of monoatomic ion transmembrane transport.
CACACAUAUGUUGGCCACUGGAAGCAGUAAAUGCAGGUGUUUGUGUCAAUGAACAACAGCCAUAAAAGGAGCAGAACCAACUUGUAGUGUCCAGGACUGCUGUUUCCACCUGUUUACAGGUAGAGGUGAAGGAAAAGGAGGAGGAGUCGGAGUCGGGAGAAUGAAGGCCAGCCUACAUGUAGAUCAGAGUAUACAGCCGUCAGUCUUGCUUCACAUCUCCGUUCUUCUGUGAACACCACGGUGCCAAAGUUCAGCGCUCACGACCUGGACAAUAGUGAAGAAAGACAGAAAGGCAACAGUGACGUUCAUGUUCUCAGGCAGCGUCAACUUACAGUGAUGCAAAACUAGACUUUCAGAAGACAGUGACACUACAAAACAGAAGAUCAACAUGAAGACAAAGCUCCAACGAAGGAUUGUUUCCAAGGACGGACACAAUAAUGUGCGGAUUGACAAUGUGGAAGGCAUGGUGAAGCUUUAUCUGCACGACAUCUGGACCACCGUAGUGGACAUGAAAUGGCGAUAUAAACUGACUUUGUUUGCCUCCACAUUUGUAUUGACGUGGUUCAUCUUUGGGGUCAUCUUUUAUUUGAUUGGCAUGGGCAACGGCGACUUUGACAAUAAUCGGAAUUCCACCCAAGUGCCCUGUGUGAUGAAUGUAGAGACCUUGACUGGAGCCUUCCUCUUUUCUUUAGAAUCACAGACCACCAUUGGCUAUGGGUUUCGUUACAUCUCGGAGGAAUGUCCUCUGGCUAUCUUUACUUUGGUGGCUCAACUGGUCAUCACUGGCCUAGCUGAGAUCUUCGUCACCGGCGCAUUUUUAGCCAAACUGGCUCGGCCCAAAAAGAGAGCAGAGACCAUCAAGUUCAGCCAAGUGGCGGUGAUCUGCCAGCGACAAGGCAAGAUGUGUCUGAUGGUGAGAGUGGCCAACAUGAGGAAAAGCCUUCUGAUCCAGUGUCAGCUAACAGGAAAGCUCCUUCACUCCAAUGUCACCGAAGAAGGUGAGAAGACCCAGAUCCACCAGAGCUCUGUAGACUUUCAGAUGGACUCAAGUGGGGAGUGUCCUUUUCUCAUUCUGCCGCUCACUUUCUACCAUGUUCUGGACGAGAAAAGCCCAUUGGCAAGUCUGACAGCAGAAAAUCUCAAAGUUCGGGACUUUGAACUGCUGGUCACCCUCAACGCUACAAUGGAGUCGACGGCAGCCACAUGUCAGAGUCGCACAUCUUACAUCCCUCAGGAAAUCCUCUGGGGCUACGAGUUCAAGCCAGUGCUUUUCAGUACAAGUGGUGGACGUUAUGUGGCAGAUUUCAAAUUUUUCGACAAAGUCCAUAUAAGCAGUGAUGGAGCCUUACUCAAAAACAACACAGAGAAGCUGAAACUGGAAGAGGAGUUUAAAAAAGAUUGAACAAUAAAAGUAUUUGUUUUUUAGACUGUGAAUCUGGAUUAAUUGGCAAGUAUGUAAUCACUUUACGUAAUUAUUGUAGUAUCCUGUGCAAGUCUUUUUUUUGUAGUAAAAGUAGAGUAUUUCCUAAUAGAAUAAUAAUAUAAAAGUCUUUGUGAAUAUUUUAUAUUUCUUGAUGGUAAUCAAAAUGGGCUAAAUCAUUUUGAUAAAAACUAAAGUGCCUGUUACUAAGAAUUGGAAUCAAUGUUAUCUUAUAUUUUGUCUCAUAAGAUUAUUUCUUAUUGGUUUUCUUUACAUCAGUGAUUUUACUUCUGUUUUGUAGCUAAAUAUUAUCCCUUAUAAAAAAUUUCAAAUUAAUAUACUGAUGCACAGUAAAUAUUAUCUUAUGUCACUUAGUGCAAGAAAACUACUUUACUGUAUAUUGUAAUCAUCAAUGAGUAUUCAGGUAAUUAAUUUUCAGCCAGCAUUUUUCCAGAGUCCAAAAUACAGUUGGAAUUAUGUUGGAUUCAUAUGGACCUGACGGUGGCAAUUGUUGUGUACAAAAAAUUUAAAGAUGAUUAAAAAGAGUUAUUGAAGGACAACACAUUCGGUCUGCAGUUUCAACACCUCAGCUUUCAUCAGCUGUCAGCUCUUGUUGUGGCAACACACAAGCCUGAAUGUUAGUCAUUGUUUUUUGUGGUUGGUCACAACAUUCUUUCAGUCUUUCUGUAGACUCUCAACAGAGGGAUUUGACAUUUUGGUUGAGGUCUACUUUCUUGCUAUCUUGAUUUUGCUAAAUAAUAAUUAAUAGUGUGUUUUAAAUUAAUGGAAAAUUUUGUCUUUUGUUGUACAUCAACAAGUUAAAUGUUAUUGUGACUUUUCUGUUACUGCACACAUUUCCAAAUUUGGUUGACUGUGGUCAUGAUUAAUAAAAUGUGGUGCAAAAGAUUUAAAAA